Cebus imitator (Panamanian white-faced capuchin) is the source of this 1314-nucleotide messenger RNA. RefSeq names its product olfactory receptor 52R1-like. Gene Ontology annotation, molecular function: G protein-coupled receptor activity; olfactory receptor activity. Lineage: Eukaryota; Metazoa; Chordata; Mammalia; Primates; Cebidae. The record is from RefSeq and is a predicted model, not a curated record. Gene Ontology annotation, cellular component: membrane. Gene Ontology annotation, biological process: G protein-coupled receptor signaling pathway. The coding region runs from base 164 to 1111 and encodes 315 amino acids. The transcript has a single exon.
UUUAUUUAUAAAAAACAGUUGAAAUUAUCACACCUUAUUUUUAAACUCAAUUGCCCUAUUACCCAAUUGUCCUAUCCCGAGGCAUUUGAUUAAUAACCCUUGUUUUGAUUCCCAUUUGCAGAGCGUAGAUCAGUUUCCCAACGGAGAACAUAUUAACCAGAUCAUGGUGCUGGCUUCAGGGAACAGCUCUUCUCAUCCCGCAUUCUUCAUCCUGCUUGGAAUCCCAGGCUUGGAGUGUUUCCAGUUCUGGAUUGCCUUUCCGUUCUGUGCCAUGUAUGCUGUGGCCAUUGUUGGAAAUAUAACUCUCCUCCAUGUAAUCCGAAUUGACCACACCCUGCAUGAGCCCAUGUACCUCUUUCUGGCCAUGCUGACCAUCACUGACCUGGUCCUCUCCUCCUCCACCCAACCUAAGAUGUUGGCCAUAUUCUGGUUUCAUGCUCAUGAGAUUGAAUACCAUGCCUGCCUCAUCCAGGUGUUCUUCAUCCAUGCCUUUUCUUCUGUGGAGUCUGGGGUGCUCAUGGCUAUGGCCCUGGACCGCUAUGUGGCUAUCUGCUUCCCAUUCCGACACUCUAGCAUCCUGACCCCAUCAGUUGUGAUCAGACUGGGGGCUGUUGUGUUGCUGAGAGGGCUGCUGUGGGUGAGCCCCUUCUGCCUCAUGGUGUCUAGGAUGCCCUUCUGCCAACACCAAGUCAUUCCCCAGUUGUACUGUGAGCACAUGGCUAUGCUGAAGUUGUUGUGUGCUGAUACAAGCAUAAAUCGUGGGUUUGGGCUCUUUGUGGCCUUCUCUGUGGUUGGUUUUGAUAUGAUUGUCAUCAGUAUAUCGUACAUAAUGAUUUUGAGAGCUGUGCUUCAGUUGCCCUCAGGUGAAGCCAGCCUCAAAGCUUUUGGCACAUGUGCCUCCCAUAUCUGUAUCAUCUUGGCUUUUUAUAUCCUGGCCCUUUUUUCUUUCCUCACUCACCGCUUUGGUCAUCAUGUGCCCCGAGUGGUAAGCAUUCUGUUUUCUAAUUUCUAUCUACUGGUACCUCCCAUGCUCAACCCCAUCGUCUAUGGAGUUAGAACAAAACAAAUAAGAAACAGGUUUAUCCAAGGAUGUUUUGGAAAAGUACUUUGAGCAUGACCACCACUUAAAUUGCCCCACUGAUCAGGGGACAUAAAUGAAUAUUUUUCAGGCCAUUACAUAUCAUAACUAAGUCAGCUCUGUAACAAUUGGCCAAGAGGCAGAUAAACCUUCAGAAACAAAAGGAACAAUUUUCAGGAUAUCCAGUCUAAGUGAUCUCUGAGAGAUGCCAUAACAACUUAGUUGACCUAAGUUCA